GUUUUCAAUGUCAAGAAAAUGAAUUUAAAUGUGUUGAUAGUGAUAAUGAAUGUCUUCCACUAGCAUUGAAAUGUAAUGGAUGGCAAGACUGUGAUGAUGGAUUCGAUGAACAGAAUUGUGAGAUACCGUGCACCGAUGAUGAAUAUAAAUGUACAGGUUCAGGUGGUUGUAUACCUGGUAACUGGCAGUGUGAUGGCAUGCCAGACUGUUCUGAUGGUUCUGAUGAACUAGAAUGUGGUGGCGAUGGUGGAUGGGCUGAGUGGAGUAACUGGGGUGAAUGUAAUGUGAACUGUGGUACUGGCGAGCAAACACGUUCUCGGUACUGUGAAGGUGAAGAAAGCCAGUGUGUUGGAGAGGUUAUCGAGUACAGACUCUGUCAUAAGACCCCCUGUUACAUGGAAGGAAGCGAUGACAUGACGUCUCUGUAUCACCUAGGUGACGGUUGUGGCACGAGGAGUGUGGUUACUCAAGCUCGUAUUGUGGGUGGCGAAAAUGCAUCUCCUGGGGCAUGGCCGUGGCAGGCACAACUGUAUUACAUACCAUGGGAUUUCGUUGCUUGUGGAGGUACACUGAUUGGAGCAAGACACGUCAUCUCAGCAGCACAUUGCUUUCAAGGUGACAUGUCGAAUAGUGCUCACUGGAAAGUAAGACUCGGACGACAUACACUGAGUGGUGACACAUCAUUUGACUCAGAGGCUAUAGAGGUUGAUGUAGCAGAAGUAAUUGUUCAUCCACAAUAUAGUAACCAGGUGGAACUUAACAAUGAUAUAGCCAUAUUAGUACUAGCAGAGGAUGUCAUUCCGAGUAAUAAGAUCAACUAUGCAUGUAUGGAUAUCGAACACGAGACUCACUUUGAUCAACAUUCUUACUGUUUCAUAUCUGGCUGGGGAUACACUCUAACUUUCAGUGGGAAACAAUCUGAAAUACUACAAGAAGCAAUGGUUCCACUGAUAUCUCAAGAAUUAUGCAACGCGCCAAGUUCCUAUGAUGGGUUAUUAACUGAAAACAUGAUGUGCGCUGGAUAUCUUGGAGGUGGUGUAGAUGCAUGUCAGGGUGACUCUGGCGGACCUUUGGUUUGUAUUGAUAAAGGAGACGAUGGCCUCGGAUACUGGUAUUUAACUGGAAUCACCAGUUUUGGUAAUGGUUGUGCUAAUGCAGGUUUUCCUGGUGUAUAUACAAAAAUAAGUCAAUAUAUAGAGUGGUUAGGUGACCAUGGUGCACUAUAA
Molecule: messenger RNA, 1226 nt
Organism: Saccoglossus kowalevskii
Lineage: Eukaryota; Metazoa; Hemichordata; Enteropneusta; Harrimaniidae
Biological process (GO): proteolysis
Molecular function (GO): serine-type endopeptidase activity; protein binding
Source: RefSeq, a predicted model, not a curated record